Stegastes partitus (bicolor damselfish) is the source of this 3392-nucleotide messenger RNA. It is a transcript of the gene nrxn2a, whose product is annotated as neurexin 2a. NCBI's taxonomy places the organism in Eukaryota, Metazoa, Chordata, Actinopteri, Pomacentridae. The transcript has 16 exons. The record is from RefSeq and is a predicted model, not a curated record. The coding region runs from base 1 to 3222 and encodes 1073 amino acids.
AUGCUGGGCUCUGAUGAUCUCUUCUACAUAGGGGGCAGCCUCAACACAGCUGACCUGCCAGGCUCCCCGGUCAGCAACAACUUCAUGGGCUGUCUGAAAGAUGUGGUCUACAAGAAUAAUGAGUUUAGACUGGAACUGUCACGGCUGGCUGAACAGCGAGACCCUAAGAUCAGUAUCCAUGGUGACCUGAUAUUCAGCUGCGAGAAUGUGGAAGCCCUGGAGCCGGUCACCUUCGACACGCCGUCUGCCUACGUGACAUUGCCCAGGUGGAACACAAAGAAGACGGGCGCCAUAUCUUUUGACUUCCGCACCACAGAGCCCAGCGGCCUGCUGCUGUUCAGCCACGGCAGUCUGCAGGGUACGCUGCCUGAUAGGAAGCCUCGGGCCGAUUUCUUCGCCAUAGAGCUGCUGGACGGAUUCCUCUACCUGGUCAUGGAUAUGGGCUCUGGCAGCAUCAAGAUGAAAGCUAGUAACAAAAGGCUGGAUGACGGCGAGUGGUGCCAUGUGGACUUCCAGAGGAAAGGCCGCAACGGCUUUAUCUCCGUGAACAGCCAGAGCAUCCCCUUUUCUGCUAAUGAAGGCAGCGAGAUCCUUGACCUAGAUGGGGACAUGUAUCUGGGAGGUUUACCUGAGGAUCGCCAAGCCCUCAUGCUCCCCCCGGAGGUGUGGACGGCUUCCCUCGGCCUCGGCUACGUGGGCUGCAUCAGGGACCUCUUCAUUGACGGACAGAGCCGAAACCUGUGGAGGCUGGCCGAGGUUCAGAGCGCCACAGGUGUCAGCAGCCUCUGCACCAGGGAGACUCAUGUCAGGUGUGCCAGAGACACAUGUGCCAACGGUGGACACUGCAGAGAAGGUUGGAACCGCCACAUUUGUGACUGCAACAGCACCGGAUACCUCGGUCCCAGCUGUGAGAAGGAGGCCACCAUGGUGAGCUAUGACGGCAGCAUGUAUCUGAAGGUGCUGCUGCCGAGGACGCUGCACACCGAGGCCGAGGAUGUGUCCCUGCGCUUUAUGUCCCAGAGGGCCUUUGGGCUGCUGAUGGCCACUACCUCUCAGCAGUCAGCAGACACGCUGCGCUUGGAGCUGGACGGAGGCAGAGUGAAACUCACUGUGAACCUGGAUUGUAUCAGGAUAGACUGUAAUCUCAGCAAGGGACCAGAGAUACUCCUAGUAGGCGAGAAGCUGAAUGACAACGAGUGGCACACAGUGAAGGUGGUGCGGCGUGGGAAGAACUUGCAGCUCUCUGUAGACAACGUGACUGUGGAAGGCCUCAUGACCGGCGCCCAUACCCGCCUGGAGUUCAACAACAUCGAGACGGGGAUCAUGACGGAGCGCCGUUUUAUCUCCGUGAUGCCUUCCAAUUUCAUCGGCCAUCUGCAAGCGCUCUCCUUCAACGGGAUGCUCUAUCUGGACCAGUGCAAGAACGGAGACAUCUCCUACUGCGAGCUGAAUGCUCGAUUUGGCAUGAGGCACAUUGUUGCCAAUCCUGUAACUUUUCUGACGCAAGCCAGCUACUUGGCUUUCUCCACUUUACAGGCCUACGCCUCCAUGCACCUGUUUUUCCAGUUCAAGACCACUAGUCCUGAUGGCCUGAUACUGUACAACUCCGGAGAUGGCAGCGACUUCAUUGUGGUGGAGCUAGUCAAAGGGUACAUCCAUUAUGUUUUCGACUUGGGAAAUGGACCGUCGCUAAUGAAGGGAAACUCUGACAAGCCACUCAAUGACAACCAGUGGCACAAUGUGGUGAUCUCCCGAGACAACAACAACGUGCACAUCCUUAAGAUCGAUUCCCGCACUGUCACGCAACAUGCAAACGGGGCACGCAACCUGGAUUUGAAAGGAGAGCUGUACGUCGGAGGUGUUGGUAAGAGCAUGUACAGCAGCCUGCCCAGGUUAAUAGCAUCCCGAGAAGGAUACAAGGGCUGCCUGGCAUCUGUGGACCUCAACGGAAGACUCCCUGACCUGCUGGCAGAUGCCCUCCACAAGGUGGGAGAGGUGGAGCGCGGCUGUGGAGGUCCCAGCACCACCUGCACAGAGGACUCCUGCCACCACCAAGGAGUGUGUCUGCAGCUGUGGGAGGGCUUCUCCUGUGACUGCACCAUGACCACCUACGGGGGGCCGUUCUGCAACGACCCUGGGACCACAUAUAUCUUUGGGAAAGGAGGGGCUCUUAUCACCUUCACCUGGGCCCCCAACGAGCGGCCGAGCACCCGAGCCGACCGGCUGGCCGUGGGCUUCAGCACUCAGCAGAAAGAUGCCAUCUUGGUGCGAGUGGAGAGCACCAGUGGGCUCGGAGACUAUCUUCAACUGCACAUAGAUCAAGGAAAGAUCGGUGUCAUCUUCAACGUGGGGACAGAUGACAUCACCAUCGAUGAGCCCGCUGUCAUAGUAAAUGAUGGCAAGUACCAUGUUGUGCGCUUCACACGCAGUGGUGGCAAUGCCACUCUCCAGGUGGACAACCAUCCAGUCAUUGAGCGUUACCCGCCAGGGAGACAGUUGACCAUCUUUAACAGCCAGGCGGCCAUUAAAAUUGGCGGUCAUGACAAGGGUCGGCCCUUCCAGGGUCAGAUUUCAGGGCUCUACUACAACGGCCUCCAGGUGCUCAAACUGGCAGCAGAAAAUGAUCCCAGCGUGCAGGUGGAGGGGAACCUGCGCCUGGUCGGAGACUCGCUCUCCGUGCUGACCACCGACACCACCUCCGCCACUCCGCUGGCGGUGUCCGAUAUGUCCACCACCAUCAUGGAGACCACCACCACGAUGGCUACCACCACCACCCGCAGGCAGCGCUCACCCAGCUUGAGGGAGAGCAUCUCAAAGAACUCCGAUGAUAUUUUGGUGGCAUCAGCUGAGUGUCCAAGUGAUGAUGAGGACCUGGAAGAGUGUGAGCCAGGAACAGGGUCAUCUUCCAACCCCACAGCCCCCGACGAAAAGAGCCAGCCCGGUGCCGUGGAGGUGAUCAGGGAGUCCAGUAGCACCACGGGGAUGGUGGUUGGUAUCGUGGCUGCUGCUGCUCUCUGCAUUCUUAUCCUCCUCUAUGCCAUGUACAAGUACCGGAACCGGGAUGAGGGCUCCUACCAGACAGACCAGAGCCACAAUUUUGCCAACAACUCCACUGUGGAGGGCAACGGAGCAGUGGUCAAGGACAAAAGCACAGCAACGGCCUCUGUGGCAAAGGCCAUCACAAAGGGCAAAAAGAACAAGGACAAAGAAUACUACGUCUGAGAAUGGAGAAGGAGAGUAGGCAAGUGUGGACUGAGACAAGAGGGUGAGAGAGGAUGCUUUCGUUUCGCACCCCUGUUUUGUCAGGUCGACUAUCAGACAAAUUUCACAGGCCACCAAAAGAAACAACUGCACAAAGCAACUGUAUCUUGCUUUUACAUCUUUUCUCAAAA